Trypanosoma grayi is the source of this 1056-nucleotide messenger RNA. RefSeq names its product putative poly(A) export protein. The transcript has a single exon. Bases 1 to 1056 code for a protein of 351 amino acids. Gene Ontology annotation, molecular function: RNA binding; ubiquitin binding. NCBI's taxonomy places the organism in Eukaryota, Euglenozoa, Kinetoplastea, Trypanosomatida, Trypanosomatidae. Gene Ontology annotation, biological process: transcription-dependent tethering of RNA polymerase II gene DNA at nuclear periphery; RNA export from nucleus. The record is from RefSeq and is a predicted model, not a curated record. Gene Ontology annotation, cellular component: nuclear pore.
AUGCAUCCAUUUGUUUCAGGUAACUCUGCCAACGACCGGCAUGAAGUUCAGGGGGCCCCAAGUGACUGCGUGAGUUCUGUUCGUUUUUCACCUCCUGGGUGCCCGCUUCUUCUUCUUGGCGUUACGUCAUGGGACAAGUCCUGUCGUGUGUGGCAGGUGAACAGUCGGGCGGAUGGGACAGAUAUACAGUCCCGACCAAUGACAUUCGCAGAAAACGAUGCACCAAUAUUGGAUAUGUCGUUUUCAGCUGAUGGUAGAGCUUUCUGGGGCGGAUGUAGUAAAACGGCGACAAUGUGGAAUUUGACAACAAACCAAAAGACUAUUGUUGCAUCUCAUGAUCUUCCUAUAAGUUGUGUAGCGUACGUUAGUCCCGGUAUAUGCUCGGAAAUGCUUAUUACCGGAAGUUGGGAUGGGAAAUUGCGCUUUUGGGAUCUUCGACAACAACGACCAGCAAAGGAAGAAAACUUUGGCGAGCCUGUGUUUGCGUUGGAUGCACAAAGAAGUCUUCCUAUGGCUGCUUGUGUGACUGGUCGAAAGGCUCACGUAUUUAACCUUCAAACCCUUGUAAAGACUAAUGAGGUUAGACCACCGGCGUUGGUAAAGUUUAACUUGAGGUGCGUUUCGUGCUCUCCACAAAAAGAUGGAGUGGCUGUGGGAAGUUCGGAAGGAAGGGUUUCGUUCAUUCCUUUGCGAUCUGACACAGGCUGCACCUUCAAGGCUCAUAUAGUGUUCGAUGAUGCUGCAAUGUUUAUGUAUCAAACAAACUUUUGUGUCAUGAGUCCUACAGCGCCUCAUAUCAUCACAGGUGGCAGCGAUGGCCGGAUUGCCUACUGGGACUACAAGAAACGAGUCAAUAUAGGCUUUUCUGAAGCAGCUCCAGCUAUGGAGGAUCGGAACAAGUCGAUUUCUGCUGGUGACAUUAGCUCCGACGGUAGAUUGCUUGCGUAUGCUCGUAGCUACGAUUGGUCGAUGGGUAAAUCUCAUUGCAUUGCCAACGAGCCCCACAACAUUUACAUACGCAAUGCGGCGGAUCCGAAAAUUCUGGGAUUAAAGUAG